Vicia villosa (hairy vetch) is the source of this 366-nucleotide messenger RNA. RefSeq lists its product as uncharacterized. Lineage: Eukaryota; Viridiplantae; Streptophyta; Magnoliopsida; Fabales; Fabaceae. The transcript is spliced from 2 exons. Gene Ontology annotation, molecular function: zinc ion binding. The coding region runs from base 1 to 366 and encodes 121 amino acids. The record is from RefSeq and is a predicted model, not a curated record.
AUGUCUUCUAGCGAAAGUGCCGUUAGCUGCAACUCCUACAAUUCGAAUGUUCCUACAUGUGGUUGUAGUCGUCCUAUAAAGAUGUGGGUAGCUAACACCGUCAAAAAUCGCAACCGAAAAUUCUGGAAGUGCAGAAAUGCAGGGAUGGACAAUAGUUGUGACCUUUUUGCUUGGGAUGAUGAAAUCACACCUUCAGAACAAGUAUGCAAACAUUGUAAGUUGGCAAAAAUGAAGAAUGAGUUGGUAGAAGCAAUGCUGGAAAAAACCAAGGUGAAGCAGGCUCAUUUGAAGAGAAGAAUUUCCCAACUGAAAGUGAUGUUGGUGAUGUCUUGGAUUGUAAUGGGUGUAUUGUACACUUAUAUGUAA